This is a messenger RNA of Bombyx mandarina (wild silkworm), 1597 nucleotides long. It is a transcript of the gene aPKC, whose product is annotated as protein kinase C iota type. NCBI's taxonomy places the organism in Eukaryota, Metazoa, Arthropoda, Insecta, Lepidoptera, Bombycidae. The record is from RefSeq and is a predicted model, not a curated record. Gene Ontology annotation, molecular function: protein serine/threonine kinase activity; ATP binding; protein binding. Gene Ontology annotation, biological process: establishment or maintenance of cell polarity; protein phosphorylation.
GCUCGCUGUGUGCAAACAGACCGCAACCAAUUUCCAAGCAAACGUCCCGCCACCAAAUCCAAUAGGAAACGUCAUAAUCAUCUGAUAGGUGCGGCGCAUUGCGCCCACCUGUCGCCGCGCGUGCGUCCCGUGUGACGUCACGCGAGCCGCGCCGGAAAACUCCGAGGGACCACGACCCGACGUCCGCUCACCGAUUGAUCCAAAAAAGCCCUCCAGCUAAUCAAAUAGAGAAACUUUCCUAAAUAAAUAUUUUAAUGUCCUCCAUCGUCUCAGAAGUGGGGGCCUAGACGCGCUCCAGCUGGCAAAAUAAAACUGGAACCGCUAUGGUUGCGCGCCCCGAACGCGUGUCGCCUCGGCUUCUUAUCUAGUUCUUAAUCCAAGAUAAAUAUUACAUCAAUCGGGGGUGGGGAGGGGCGGAGCACGCAGGCGCGGGUCGCUUCAGCCCAGUCGCGCUCCGGCCGCGCUGCUAGUUGCAUCGUGUACUCGCGGCCGCGUCACCCGCUCGCCGGCAACUCGCCCGCUGCCAUUCCCACGACCUCGCAAAUACGUGUUACAAGUAGAGCUCACGGUAACCGCCCGCGACCGACCACGGAUCGAUCUCGCCCGGUGUACACAUUCGAGCGGCGGGCUUCCAGCACGUGCCAUCCCGUUGCAUCUGGGCGAGUCUCGUCGGUGUAUGAUUCGUGACGAUGGCGUGGGGAUACUGGUCGGCGUCGUCGGUGAUGCCGGACCGCGGGCGCAGUCCUCGCCGGGCCGGCACCUCUGCCGUGCACUCGCAUUCCAACCCGCCCACCGCAAGAGAGGUAAUGGAGGCGCACGAUGAGAGCAUCCUGCACACGGCCUCCACCAGCGCUCGCGACAGCAGGGACCACUCCGCCUCUCCGCACUCCUCGUCGAAUGGCGGUCACUCGCACCACCAGCACGAUGUGCGACACGCAGUGCCCGCGAGCGCCUUAUUCGGUGAAAGUUAUGGAGAACUGUCUAGAAGACCCUCGUUAGAUUUAGGUUCGGUGAGAAGUGCGUUAGCCUCGUGCUCCGGUGGGGGGACGUUAAGUGCGGGCUCGACGUUGACCCGAGGCGGCACCCUCGCGGACUACCACUUGCCCCCAACUCCGUGUCCGCACCACCACCGCGUGUACGUGGACCACCACAAGCAUUACGAGCAACCCAUCCAGCCGGUGCACGUGGGCGUGGGUCACCACUCCCACUCGCACUCGCACGCUUCGAGCAGGCACCACACCGACGACGAGGACGACCUCGAACCCGCAUACGCUACAGGUACCGCUCAUAAUAUUACAGCAUUAUACAAACUAAGUUUAACGAUCAUGAAAUGUUGUCUGUCACCGAAUUUAUAGCUGGCAACAUUGACAGUUUUAUGACCGUAUAUAUAUUUUAUCUGUUUCCAUUGAAACGACGCAGCUGUAAAUAGGUCAUAUGCAAUGUCAUAUAAAAAGUGGCUGUUUAUUAAACGAUUGAUAUUACGUCAUAAACAACAAUAAGAUAGGCCGGUAUAUUAUUCAGGAAAAUUACGAAUUUUGUGCUGGUAACAAACAGUGAAAAUCAUAUAACUUUUGUUUGAUUAAAGUAGAGGUAUUAA